Callithrix jacchus (white-tufted-ear marmoset) is the source of this 393-nucleotide messenger RNA. Lineage: Eukaryota; Metazoa; Chordata; Mammalia; Primates; Cebidae. The record is from RefSeq and is a predicted model, not a curated record.
AUGGGAACGCUCCGGGAACGUAGAAAUAUCCCGCCGUGGGUGAAAUGUUUCAAAGACCUGAAAGAUUCCGAAGUGUUCCAGGUCCAGACGCGGCUGCUGGAAGCCAUGUUCGGCCGGGACGGAUGUCGAAUCCUUUACAUCGAGCAGGUGAGCAAGGCUAUGCUCGAGCUGAAGGCUCUGGAGUCUCCAGACUUCGCCGAGGUAGUGGUUUACGGCUCCUAUAAAUACAAGCUCCGGGCCAAGUGGCUGCUCCAGUCUAUGGCUGAGUGGCACCGCCAGCGCCAGGAGCGAAAGAUGCUCAAACUCGAGGAAGCCAUGAAUGCCCUCGAACCAGCUUCCAACCAGGAUGAAGGCCAGGAUGUAGAGAUUAGUUUGUGGCCAGCUUUGAAGUGA